AUGAGGGCAGGGCCUGAUGAGAAGUUGCGCCAACAAGUGCGAAAAGAAGCUAGAAAAAUGGCAAAGCAAAAAAAACAUGAAUCUUGGAUCCAGCAUCAGAAAUUUAAAAAACAGAGGAGAGCUGAACAAAGUAAGAGAAAAUUUGGAAAUUCAAAGCCAAAAUACGUGAACAAAUCAAAGAAUUUGAAAGAGAAAGAAGACAUACAAGAAAAUGCUAACUCGAGGAUAAAUCAAAGUCUAGAGAAAAAGAACGUUCCAACAGAAAUGGAACUGAAAUUGGACUUGUUGGCACAUGGAGGUGCUAAUACUCCAAAGACAGUGAAAGAGAAAAAAUGCAUGAAGAGGAAGUCGAAAACAAAGUUUGAAGAGUACCUUGAAAUGGAGAGGAAAGAUGCUGGUGCUGAGGAGGAUCUGGAAUUGGAAAGGAGACUUGCUAAGAAACUCAAAUCAAAGGAUGGAAAAUUGAGGGGAAUGGAUGAUGAAAUCGACAUGUUGCUCGAGGGAAUACCAUCUGUGCUUGAUUCUUUUGAUGAAGAGGAAGCCCCAGAUGCUAAGGAGUUUCCCAUUGAGGGAGUUGAGGAUGGAACUUCUGGUAAGAAAAGUAAGAAAAAAAAUUCUUCAAAGGAAUUUUCAGAAGAUGAGAGAGAUGAUGUCAUGGGGGCAGUUUCUGGGCUGGAGGAAAGCUCAGGUGCAGAAGUGGGGCUUGAAGAUGGUGCCACCGAGACAUCUUCACAUACAAGGAAUAGAAACAAAAAGAAGUCAAAGCGAAAGCAAGACAUGGCAGGUGACAUUAAAAAUGGAGAAUCUGACCCAACAGACCAUGAUGCAGAAGUUGCAUUGCCGGAAACUUCUAUCAAGGCAUCUGCAGGGGCCAGCAGUAUGAAAUAUGUCGCUCCUCAUUUGAGAUCUCUUUCAGGAAAUGAGUCAGAAGAGCAUAUUCAAAUCCGUAGACGGGUCCGUGGUCUACUAAACAGGCUGUCUGAAUCCAAUGUGGAAUCGAUUACAGGCGAAAUGUCUACCAUCUUUUGUUCCACUAUUCGUAGUGUCAGUACUCAGAUUAUUGUUGAUGAGGUGUUGGCAGGAUGUUCUGGUGGUCCUCGUGGCAAUGAACAGUAUGCUGCUGUUUUUGCAGCUUUUGUUGCAGGCUUGGCUAGCUCUGUUGGGAUGGACUUCAGUGCAAAGUUUGUGGCCUCACUGGCUAAAACUUUUGAGAGUGUUCAGAACCGAGUGAAUGAGCUAAAGGCCUCCUCUGUAGAAGGCCAGGCAAAUAUAAAUGGAAAACGAAUGGAGUUUAUGCUUGAAACCAUAUUUGAUAUCAAAAACAACAAGAAAAGGCCCAAGGAGGAAACUGCACCUCACACGCGGAUAAAAAAAUGGCUACAGAAGUUAAAUGUUGAAGGAAUUUUUAUUAGAGGGCUAAAAUGGAGCAAGCUGCUGGAUCCUGACAAGAAGGGCCAGUGGUGGCUGUCAGGGGAUGUGGCUGCCAAAACAGAUAAUGUUCAAGAGGUUGCCAACGCAAUAGACAAAGAGAUUCUGGAAACCCAAAAGAUGCUACAGCUUGCUGCUUCACAGAGGAUGAACACAGAUGCCAGAAAGGCAAUCUUUUGUAUAAUAAUGAGUGGUGAAGACUACAUUGAUGCUUUUGAAAAACUUCUGAGGUUGGACUUGACUGGAAAGCAGGAUAGAGAGAUUAUGCGAGUUAUUGUAGAAUGCUGUUUACAAGAGAAGAUAUUUAACAAGUAUUACACUACCCUAGCUUCCAAGUUGUGUGAGCAUGACAAAAACCACAAAUUUACGUUACAGUUCUGCAUUUGGGACCGCUUCAAAGAGCUGGAGUCAAUGCACUUAUUAAGAUCAAUGCACCUAGCAAAAUUUGUAGCAGAGAUGGUUGGCUCUUUCACCCUCUCCCUCGCAGUUUUAAAGAGUGUGGAAUUAAGUGAUGUCGCACAGCUAACCCCAAAAAGGAUCAUGCAUUUUCGUAUGCUGUUUGAGGCCUUAUUUGAGUAUCCUGAUAAGGUUAUAUGGAACUCAUUUACACGUGUUGCUGUCGCCCCUGACCUAGAAACUCUUCGUCAUGGCAUUGAGUUCUUCAUCAGGGAGUAUGUUGUCAAAUCAAACAAGGCCUUCACAAACAAAUUCAAGAUUGCAAAGAAAGCCCUGAAUAAUAUUGAAGGAGUCCUCAUGUGA
Molecule: messenger RNA, 2187 nt
Organism: Dovyalis caffra
Lineage: Eukaryota; Viridiplantae; Streptophyta; Magnoliopsida; Malpighiales; Salicaceae
Source: the annotation of a GenBank genome assembly